AUGUUUAAACAUGAAAAUGUAUACAUUAAGGUGGACAUAAGGGAACCUAAUUCUGUGUGGAAAGAGAAACAUUGUGGGUCCUAUACUGAUCCUCAUAUGUUAACGUUUGAUGGAUAUAAGUAUGAGUGUCAAGAGGAAGGAACGUAUAUUUUGUAUAAAAAUGCAAAAUUUAAUCAAGAGGUACAAGUGAAACAUCAUAGGUGUCAUCCACAUUACUCAUAUCCCAGAUGCACAUGCGCAGUAGCCGCAAGAUCUGGAGGGGAUAUCUUCACUGUAAAUAUCUGUUACGGCCAAACAUUUAUUAACUUCCCUCUCUGCGAGGAUAGAGCUUUUAAAGUGAUGAGGAAGAAUGACAAAUAUUACCAGGUCCUAUUCCCAACUGGGACUCUAGUGGAAAUUUUGAUUGUUGCGUGGCCUUACAGCACUGUCUUUCAAAUAAAUGUCAAAAUAUUUCCCUCACCUCCAGACGUUGGUAAUACGAACGGUUUGUGUGGAGUUUUGGAUGGUACGCAGCACAACGAUUUAACAAGGAGAGAUGGAACUGUAGAUAAUCCCAAAAAUUUUCGAUACCACUCACCUCCGCGUGUCUUCUUUAGGUCUUGGCUUUAUGGUACAGUUGAGAGCUGUAAAUUCAAAACAGGGAAGCCGUUUCAGUGCUUUGUAUACCCUGAUGGGUCCAAAAGACGGAAACGGGAUUUGUCGCAUCUCACAAGAAUCAUGGAAUUUGCUGCCGGAGACGAAAACCAAAUCAACUUCUCGGAGAGGAGCAAAAGACAAAUUUACGAUGUAAGAACAGAAAAAGAAGCUGAAGAAGUGUGCAUCAAAGCUUUCGAGGAAACCGACGCGAUUACUACCUGUCGACAAUAUGACUCUGAUAUAAGUAAAACUGCUGUUCACAACUGUAUUUCGGAUGUGAUGAUGACUGGUGACAACAACAUAACAAAGAUACACAUUGAAGCAACUCUACAGCAAUGUUCCAGUCUUGUUCUGUUUAAUUCAACCUUUCAAGAAGAACAGCCUGACGUAACACACCUCAUCGAAUCACUCUGUCCAAAUAAUUGUAGUGGGAAUGGUGAAUGUAAUGAAGGAAAUUGUACAUGCGGCGAAAACUUUGCUGGAAGUGAUUGUUCUUUUGAUAUACUUGGGCCUCCAAACAUAAGACACAUUUCAGACUUUGGUUUCUGUGACAAGUCGUAUGAAGAAUGUGACGAAAUAACCCUGUAUGGAGAACUAUUUUUAGAAAAAAUGAAGACAGAUUGCUUCAUAACAAGAAAAACGUUUCAGCAAGAUGGAACACAUUCCAAAGAAUUCUUUCAAAGCGGUUUGGAGCCAAGAACAUUAUUUGAAGGAUAUUGCCCUCUGUCAUACAGUACGGAGUCCCAUUGGGUGACAGAAUUUACUUUCAAUGUGUCGAACGAUGGAAUUAGAUUCACAGAUACUUUUAAUGUGUAUACAUAUCAAUCAGACUGUCAGGAAUUUAAAAAUAUCAGUGGAAACAUCAGUUUUACUCUAAAGAGUGGCUACUGUUUCAUCAAUGGAAGAUGUUAUAUUGAUGGAGGCACGAAUCGUGACAACCAAUGUGAUUUAUGUAAUGUCACUCUGGACAGUUAUAGCUGGUCAUUCAAUCCAGAUCACUGUUUAAUAAAUGGAGAGUGUUAUGUGAACGGAGAAAUAAUGGGGACAAAUCCAUGUAGCGCAUGUCUUCCGUCUAUGGACAAGUGGAACUGGUCAAAUAACCCAGGAUACUGUUACAUUGAUGGCAUUUGCUACUUUGACGACCAGUUUCAAUUGAACAAUGAUUGUUAUAAAUGUAAUUAUACCCGGAAUAGAACAGAAUGGACAUUCAAUGAAGGUCAUUGUUUUAUUGAUGACCAAUGCUAUAAAGCGGGAGAAAGUCAUCAAAAAACCAAAUGUAUGACGUGUGAUCCUGAUCACAACAGAAAUAACUGGACCCUGAAUACUGGUAAAAUGAUUUGA
This is a messenger RNA of Saccostrea echinata, 1977 nucleotides long. Its product is annotated as von Willebrand factor D and EGF domain-containing protein-like. The coding region runs from base 1 to 1977 and encodes 658 amino acids. The record is from RefSeq and is a predicted model, not a curated record. NCBI's taxonomy places the organism in Eukaryota, Metazoa, Mollusca, Bivalvia, Ostreida, Ostreidae. The transcript is spliced from 13 exons.